UAAUUCGGAUUCUUUUCAUCUAAGCAUCAAUAUCAUAAUAUGACUUUAUCAUCAAAUACUAGUGUCGAAAAAGAAAUUGAAGAUCCUGUCGAACGGAUGUUAAAGAAGACCGGUUGCAUAGAAUUGCAUUAUCAAGUUCAAGAAUGUAUAGCUGAGCAUCGAGAUUGGAGGAAAUGUCAAAAUGAAGUAAAAAAGUUUAAGGAAUGUAUGAGUGAACAUACAAAGCAGCAAGAAUUAAAACAUUAAUAAUAGAUAUUUGAAUUUAAAGAUGUGGUUGAUAAAUAGAUAUAUUAAAUCUCUAUUUGCUCCUGCUUGGGAUGGACAGUAUUGUAAAAUGGUAAUAGUGGUUCGAUCGGAUAUACCCAUGGGAAAGGGUAAAAUUGGUGCUCAAUGUGCUCAUGCUGCAUUAGAAUGUUGCCGGCAAACAUUAAAUAAUGAAAAAAAACAACAAAUGUUUAAUUCUUGGUUACGAAUUGGACAGCCAAAAAUUGUUGUCAAAAUACCAAACGAAGAAGAGUUACUAAUUUUGGCAGAUAAAGCUCAACGUGUUGGUUUAAUUACUGCCAUAAUAAAAGAUGCUGGUAGAACUCAGUUGAAACCUGGUACAGUCACAGUUGUAGGUAUAGGACCAGGAUCUAAUGAGGUUAUUGAUAGUCUUACAUCAAGAUUAAGAUUAUUAUAAAUGUAUCUUGUAAAUAAAAUACAUGUUAAGGAAAGAUAUUAGUGAUAAUUUUCACAUGAAAUCUUGAAGGAUAUUAAAAACUUGGAUAAAAUUUCAA
Molecule: messenger RNA, 779 nt
Organism: Camponotus floridanus (Florida carpenter ant)
Lineage: Eukaryota; Metazoa; Arthropoda; Insecta; Hymenoptera; Formicidae
Product: cytochrome c oxidase assembly factor 4 homolog, mitochondrial
Exons: 2
Coding region: 269-682 (137 amino acids)
Biological process (GO): mitochondrial respiratory chain complex IV assembly
Cellular component (GO): mitochondrial intermembrane space; mitochondrion; cytosol
Molecular function (GO): peptidyl-tRNA hydrolase activity
Source: RefSeq, a predicted model, not a curated record